AUGGCGACAGCCGACAUCACGGAUGGGCUGAUCAAUGACGAUGCUGGCAGUCGCCGCGACAGACCAUUUCACUUCCCAGCGAGCCGAAAGCUGCGACAUCUGACAGGUGUUUCCGUCCGUAAUCUUGUGGUCAACCCUCCUAGCCGGGCUCGAGGGAAAACAAUCGACGACGAGGAUAUCCCAAACUCUUUGCAGUCGCCGUCAAAGAUACUUGCGCAAGAGGCUAAUCGAACCCUCAACUACUCGCGAUCGUUCUCGAAUCUGAAGUCCUCCCCAGCAUCCAGCAAUGAGAAUGGUCGUACCCAGCAGCGACUUCCUUUGCGGCAAGCCCGUCGACAGAGUACACUGCCCUGGAGCGAUCCUAAUCCACAAAUGCGACAGGUAAAGCUAGAGGAUAUAACGCGUGGCCGGAUAGCAAACACCUGGUUCUCGAUACAUUGCGACGGUAUCCACGAGCCCGUGUAUGUGAGCGAAGUUGUGGAGAAUGCGAUGAAUCCAAACUUUCGAGCAUUUGACCUCAAUUCUUGCGGGCCAUCUGUUUCGCGCUUAGACUACCUCACUCUGAAAUUGUGGGUAAAGACUGCGACUAUGGAUGAUUAUAUGAUGCUAGUGGAGUUACAACUACAUCUGCAGUCGCUUCAAUUCUUGGGACGGUCGUUGGAUAACUUUCAUCAACCUCUACCUGCGAAUUCCGUCCUCUUUCAUUUCCCGGAUGGGGUGUACACCAAUCUGACCGACAUUCCGCCCAUGUGGACGCCGUUACCUACAGUGAGUUCCAAACCCAGUGAUACAGCUGUACCGACAUCAUCGUACGACGCCCUGAUGCGACUUGCAAAUCUGGACGAAUGUAUCCAGGAUGCUUUGAUUACAAGGGAAAGGCUUGAAUCACAGAUUAGCUCAAUUCUGGAAAAGAAUCAAGAUGCUGUGCGAACGACGAGCAAAGCGUCCCGGGCGAAGGAUAAACUCAACCUCACUAGGAACGCAGUUUCAAGUCAGCGCAAGCAAUUGCGCUUGGCUACCAAACGCAAGGAAGAAUUGAUUGCUAGUAUCAAUGCUAGAAAAGACGCCAUGGAGAAUGGCACUCGCAGUUGGGAAAUAGUGCGCAGCCAUCUUCCUGACGCACGAACGAAACUUGGCUCCAGCAUGAGAUUGCUCGACCAAAAUACAGAAGAAACCAAGGGCCAGAUCCGACGCAUAUCUGAGGAUAUUCUCGAUAUCUAUCCGAUUGAGCCGAUCCGUGAUAAACCACUUGCUUUCACCAUUGCUGGCAUAGCUCUUCCCAACUCUAACUUUGUCGAUGUCGAUCGAGACGCAGUGGCAGCAGCGCUCGGGUAUACUGCGCACCUAGUAUAUUUACUGUCAUUCUACCUUUCCAUCCCCGUACCAUAUCCAAUCACGCCGCACCUCUCAAACUCGCUGAUCCACGACCCCGUGUCUACUUCUCUCCCACAGAGGACAUACCCCCUCCACCCGGUUAAUGUGCAGUAUCGGUUCGAAUAUGGAGUAUUCUUACUGAACAAAGAUAUCGAGUUCCUGCUAAAUAAACAGGGUCUGCGGGUGCUAGAUAUUCGACACACGCUGCCGAACCUGAAAUAUCUUCUGUAUGUCCUCACAGCACGGUCGUCGGAGAUUCCUGCAAGGAAGGCUGGAGGGAUUCGUGGCCUACUUCCAGGACGUCUGACUCCCAGCCUCUCCCGCCGUGGCAGCGAAGACAGCGCUGUGUACGGCGAGACUGGCAAUCAUCGACGAGGGGUGAGUCCAAUAUCGACAGUGAAUGGAGACAUGGCACUAGCCAAGGGGAAGAAACCUUUUGCCCCCGUUCCGAGCGGAUCAGCAUCAGCUUCGUUUGGUGUGGCUUGA
Molecule: messenger RNA, 1860 nt
Organism: Aspergillus nidulans FGSC A4
Lineage: Eukaryota; Fungi; Ascomycota; Eurotiomycetes; Eurotiales; Aspergillaceae
Product: putative UV radiation resistance protein (UVRAG)
Exons: 2
Coding region: 1-1860 (619 amino acids)
Cellular component (GO): cytoplasm
Source: RefSeq, a predicted model, not a curated record